GCAACACUGACCUCAUUUCUGCAGGCUCUCGCAGCUUAACCACUGAUUAGGCAAAGAAUUUUAAUGAAUUCAUUGAUUUUUUUGAUUUAGGUAGCCUUCCCAAAGUUGGACAUUGGCUGCUUAACAUUCCGGUACAAUGAAUGAUUUAUCUUCUGAAAUUGACCUUGACGUGCUUGAUGAAGAAGGAAAACUUUAUACAGCCGAUUCCUUAAACAAUUUAAACAAACUCAAUGUGUGUAUUGAUCCUCAAGAACUAUUAUCAGAUGAGCUCCCCAGUAUCUCAAUAGACAGUGUUUUGCAAGACACCAAAGAGAGUCCUAAUGACCUACAGGAAUGUACUGAAGCAGACUCAUUUAAACAGCUGUCAAGGAUGACCAAAGAAAAUGAACAUUCACCACUGUGUAAAUCUGAAACUAAUGAAAAAUGGCUCAGUUCCUCAAGAUGUCUGUGCAUACUACUCAUAGUUGUUGCAGUUGCUUUGGUGGCCAGCCUUCUUUUGUCUUGUUAUGCUGUGAUUUUAAUGGUGGAAACUACAGAGAAAAUGGAUAUCCUGACCAGCACUACUUCAGAAGAAAAAUACCUUGCAGAAUUAUCAAGAUGGAGAGAUAUAAUUAAGGGAUUCAUUAACCAGUCAAGAGUUACACCAUUGGCAGUGACGGAUUAUAAAGAAACAAAAUUUUCUCAUAGUUUAACUGAUGACUAAAUGCAGAAGUGAAAUGCAGCUGUAUCAACUAAGUGCAGAUUAGCAAUUAUAAUGCGGACACUAUAGGUCUUGAAUUAUCCCUCUUUGAAAGUUGCUCUGCCUCCGCAGUGCUUUGGAUUUAUUGGGAUUGAGAUGGAGUCAGCAAUUUCACAGGGAAUGAUUACCUUUAUUAAAAAUGACACUGAAUAGCAGUAUUAGAGUUACACUGAAUGGGUCAGUGUGUGUCUGAAGACAGCCACUAUCCCUGUGCCUUGCACUCAUUACUGCCACGAAGAGAAGCUUUUUGACUCAAAGCUGCAACAGCUAUUAUGAGUCAACAAAGGGCUUGCUCAAUUCUCAUUUACUUUUAAGGAGAAAACCUUUUUUUUCAUUUAAAUACAUACAGAAAGCAAUUCAUAAUAAGUAGCAUUUUCUGUCAAAAAAAGUAAAAGUUAACACUUAACAAACUGUGUUGGAAUCCAAAAGCCUGUAUUAAUUCAACAUUCAUUGCAAUUACAUUGCAUUUAUUUUGUUGUUAUCUAAAGUGAAUUAAAAUGUUAAAAUUGUUUACAUGAUUUUGUAUAGUAUAAGGGUUAAAUGUUUUGCUCACUUUUCAUUGAACCAGAAACCUUAAGGGGUUGCACUCCAUCACCAUGACCACUGUGUCUUCUUUACUUCUUUACUUUAAAAAAGCGAGUAUUGGAUGCUUUCUCAGUAUUGACGUCAUAUAUAAUAUGGACAUAAUGGUUUGCAUUGUAAAAGUUUUCAAUUCACCUGAAAUGUUCAGCUUUAUGAUGAGGAGAAAAGCUCAUCAACAUUGAAGAAAUGAGUCUGGAAUCUGGCCCUUAUAAAAAAAUUAGAAUGUUGAACAACAUAUUUAGGUGUAAUGAAGGACUUUCACUACCAGAGAAACGAACCACAAAAAGAAAGACACUUGCCAAGCUGAGAAAAAAGUUUGGACAAACUGCACUCUACUUAAUAUUGGCAUUGAAACUGCAUUAAGCUCUUAAACCCAUUUGUGAAAGAAACUGAUUUCAUAAAAGGUAUAGAAACAAAAGUAGAGGAUUUUCCACUUAAAAGAAGUAUUUUGUUUGCCUUAUUAAAAAGAAAUAUUGAUGUCAGUAUUUGUGCAAUAGUAGAAGGCAUCACAAAGUUAAGUCCAAAAUAUAUCAGAAAUCAUUUGUGCUCCAACCUGAAAAUAAAUUUAGUUUAUUUGGAGCCAACUAAAAGCAGAUAAAGGGGAAAGUACUGUAGACAUCCCAAACUUCAAAGAACAUUGACGGGUCUGUCCUGUACACGUUAAUGCUUUGAGUGGGUCAAUGUUAUUAAAAGCAGAUCCAAAUCUCUCUUUACAGUAUACACACAAUUUCAUAUGAUUUGCCACAACAUCCAUGAGGAAUUUUAGCUAAUCUAAUCUAAUCUAAAAAAUCUAGUCUGGUUUAUAUUCAGAUAAAUGGUCUAAUUCAUGUACUGAUAAUAUAUAUGUAAUAUUUUGAAAUAUCAUUUUCUUUUUCCUCUACAUCCUCAAGUUGGACUAUGUGCAUUAUGUAAUGCUAUCAUAGUUAUAUAUAACGAUAUUUUCUUUUUGUAUAAAUGUGGUAUCUUAAAAGCUGCCUAAUUAGCAAAUACGUACUGAAUACAGUAUGUCUCAGAAUUCUAAUAAAUUAUUUAAGGCUGUGCCUGCAAUGUUCUGUAUGUUGGUGUUGUGUAGUUCAUUUCCA
Molecule: messenger RNA, 2403 nt
Organism: Erpetoichthys calabaricus (reedfish)
Lineage: Eukaryota; Metazoa; Chordata; Cladistia; Polypteriformes; Polypteridae
Product: leucine-rich single-pass membrane protein 1-like
Exons: 5
Coding region: 137-703 (188 amino acids)
Source: RefSeq, a predicted model, not a curated record